GGCAGGUUGUUGGCUCAUUUUGAAACCGACACGCGAACAAGAAACAACGUUUAAACAUUAAGCUUACGUGCGCCUCCCAACGGAGUUUCCAAAUUUACGGAUAACGAACGAACGCGUACGCAAAAUAUUUAAAAAUAAAUAUAUAAUUUAUCCAAAACAUAAUUGUAACUUGUAAAAUAACAACAAAAAAACAAUGGUCAUGGAAAUGUCCAAAACUUAUCAGUACCGCAAGGUGAUGAAACCAUUGUUGGAACGUAAAAGACGCGCGCGCAUCAACAAGUGUCUCGACGAUCUCAAGGAUCUGAUGGUGGAGUGUCUGCAGCAGGAAGGUGAACAUGUAACACGUCUCGAGAAAGCCGACAUACUCGAACUGACCGUCGAGCAUAUGCGUAAACUGAAACAACGCGGCAGUCUCUCGUUACAAUCUCAGGCCAGCGCGCAUAUCGAGUCCUUCCGCUCCGGCUACGUGCAUGCGGCGGACCAAAUCUCACAAGUAUUACUGCAACAGUGCCAAGCGGAUGAGCUGGGCGGCAAAAUCAUGAAAUUCCUCUCGACGCGUCUCAUCGAAAUGCAACAUCAAUUGCUGCGUAGCUCAGCAGUCACAGCUAUUGGCGGUGUGCCACCCGCAACCGCUUGCAGCAAUGCCAACCUGUUGCCGCUACCGUUAACACUGCAAAUGCCAAUGCCGUCGGCAAAUUACAAUUAUAGUGAAUGUGGUGAAUCAAUGGGUUCUUUGGAGUCACCGACGAGCGCCAAGUCACCCAUAGAUUACUACAGUGCAGUUAAUGAGGCGGCACAAAGGUCAUACGCAACUGCUGCCGCUGCGGCUGCGGCAAGCGCUUGCAAAGAGCAGGAUCUCAUCGAUGUGACAACGGUGGAUAGUAGCUGUUCGACGCGCGAUACCGCCUCUGUGGUGUCUGUGGAUUCCUGCUCAUCCGAACCGAUGUGGCGUCCAUGGUGACUAGCGGCGCGUCAUUAGUUAAGGCUUUAGUUGUAUAGUACGGUAUCAAAUUGUAUCAACAGAAUCGUCUGUCUUCCAAGGCGCACGUAAAGGACGUGGGAGGGCGCUCCGGCCUAAGCUCCAAUAGUCGCUACGUGUUUCGCCACACACUCACACAUAUGCAGUGCACUUUUUGCUUUACUUGUUGUCUGUGAUAUAAUAUAAUAUUAUUUAUAUGCAUAAAAGUGUUCGUAUGCAUCAUUACGAAAUUCUGCGUAAUUAGCUUUAUUUAGUUUAGCGCCUACAAGAAAAAAUCAAUUUAUAUGUUAUUUAUUUUAAUUAAUUGUAAGCUAUAUUUAAACUAGCAGUGCUGUAAUGUUUGUGUAAUGCAGACAAAUAACCGAAAUGACAUUAGUUUUGUAAGUUCUCAGCAAUCAAAGGAAGUGAACUGGUAUUCCUCUAAUUGGUAACUAGCUUUAAAGGCAAAUGUCAAGUAAUUCCUGAUGUUAUAUACCAUAUAAUAAUAUUUAAAAUAAAUUAAAAAUUAAUCUCUGAAAAUUUUA
Messenger RNA from Zeugodacus cucurbitae (melon fly), 1503 nucleotides. RefSeq names its product enhancer of split m3 protein (gene E(spl)m3-HLH). The record is from RefSeq and is a predicted model, not a curated record. The coding region runs from base 194 to 961 and encodes 255 amino acids. Gene Ontology annotation, cellular component: nucleus. Gene Ontology annotation, biological process: regulation of neurogenesis; anterior/posterior pattern specification; regulation of transcription by RNA polymerase II. Gene Ontology annotation, molecular function: protein dimerization activity; DNA-binding transcription factor activity, RNA polymerase II-specific; RNA polymerase II cis-regulatory region sequence-specific DNA binding. NCBI's taxonomy places the organism in Eukaryota, Metazoa, Arthropoda, Insecta, Diptera, Tephritidae. The transcript has a single exon.